CAUCCCUAUAUUUGUAUAAUAUCGAAAUCAAGGUCAAGUAUUGAAGAACUGAUAAAUACUUUACAAAAGCAACGCAACUACUUUUCAGUACAAACGACCAAGGAUAUAAUAUGAAGAAGACGAGUUUGAAGUUAAUGACCCUCGUUUUAGGGUUUUGCUUCGUCAUUUAUCUUCUUCAAGGGCCUCGAGGCGGUUCGAGAAAUGGAGAUCUCUUGAUAGCACGAAAGUUGAUAUCUCUGGAACCGAUUGAAACAAAAAAUGCAGCGAGAUCGUUGAAAGAUUCAAUAUCAACAGAUUUAGAGGAAGAGGUUGAUCGUCUGAUGGAGCACGAAUAUCCUUCACCAGUAAAGCCGAGGAAAAGAACUCCGGUUCACAAUGGCGUGCGUAAUCGUCACUAAUUGACCCUUGUUCUAUUGUUCUUUCAAUUAGUAGUUUAAUAAGUUUGGUAAAAUCAUAAAAUGGACGUAUCCUGUAAUGCUGAAUAUUAGUAUAUUACUUAUACAAAGACUUUAUCAACUAUUUGGAGUGCUUGUAUUUUUUGAGAUUUAAAAAAAAAUCUCAUUGUUUUGGAGAUAUUUAAAAUUUUCGAAAUUAG
Molecule: messenger RNA, 595 nt
Organism: Arabidopsis thaliana (thale cress)
Lineage: Eukaryota; Viridiplantae; Streptophyta; Magnoliopsida; Brassicales; Brassicaceae
Exons: 3
Coding region: 111-398 (95 amino acids)
Cellular component (GO): extracellular region
Source: RefSeq, marked reviewed